AUGGCUGUCUCCCAAGCGGUCCCCCAAGAGCCGUGUACAGCCCAGUACCUCAACUCGCUGAACACAGACUCCAGGACACCUGCAAAAUCCGACGUCGUCGUCGUUGGCGGAGGCAUCCAUUCUUUGAUUUACGCCAUACACGCUCAGAAGAAGUUCCUGGCAUCAGCAGUAGCGGCGUCGAGCGCGACCGCUCCUUCGAUAACUGUCCUGGAAAAAUCCGAAAGUCCGAGCUACAAGAUCGGAGAGAGCACACUGACAGUAUUCGGACUAUGGCUCAAGACUAUCGGCGUAGGUUCGGCCUUGCUGUGGCGGUUGUUUGGGCCAAAGGACGGCCUUGCCUUCUAUUACCUUGACCACAGCAACCCGAACGAGUGCGGUACAUUCAGUGCUAAUGGUCCGCCUGGAGACUUCGUACCUACGCUCCAGAUCGAGCGCAAGAUCAGUGAGCUGCUGCUCACUUUGUACGCCCAGAGACUUGGUGUCAGAGUGCUGCACGGCCACAACGUGGAUGUAGAUGCCACGGUGCUGCCAAAGGAGCACUGUCACAGUCAGGUGGAGAUGAAGGUGUCCACUGGGCAUGAUGAUGCGACGACAAUACGGACCAACCUCCUGGUUGAUGCCACAGGCCGGUUCAGACGGUUCGCGUCCAAGGCCUCAAGGAAACAGAUAUUACCGGGCUUCAACACGGAUGCGUUCUGGGCGUAUUUCGAAUGCCCGGGCGACGAGUCCGAGAUCCCGCUGCCGAGCUAUGAGUCCUGCAACACGAACCAUAUCUGCCUACCUGAGGGCUGGGCUUGGGUAAUUCGCCUUCCGAGCUGGGAAGAAAGCCCAGUCGAGAACCUUGCCGCAAUGAUCAACUUCCUGCUUGAUCUGAACGCGCAAGACGUCCAUCCCGAUGAGUAUCCCUCCUCCAUGGAACUAGCCAAGAGAUUCGGCCUCAAGUUCCGCUGGGUCGUGAGCAUCGGCUACGCACUCCGCGACGACGUCGUCUACCCCUCAGACAUGUCUUCCUACGGCUCGUGCGAGGCCGAGCGAAAGUUCAACUGGAUCACCGGCCGCUACGCCCUGAUGAAGGGGCUCAUGGACAAGCACCGCCUGGUCCAAGACCUCUACGGCCCCAAGUCGACGUGGUUCAUCCGCAAGGGCCUGACGUACCAAUCGCCCACCGUAGCCGGGCCACGCUGGGCCGCCAUCGGCGACGCCGCCGGCUUCACCAACCCGCUCUACUCGCCGGGGAUCAACUGUAACAUGGCAACCAGCAUCUACCUCGCCGAAGCGACGCAGAAGUACCUCUCCGGCACGAAGCCGGACCAGGCAAAGCAGAUGAUGGCGGCGUACAACCGCUUCUGCGCCGGCCGCGUCCCGAACCUGCACCGCAUGAACCGCUUCAACUACCUGCUGAUGCGGUCGCCGAAGACGGGGCCCCUGGGCCCGCUGUGGCAGUACCUUUGCGGCACCGGCAACGAGCACUGGCGCAAGAUGCGGACCUACACCCUAGCAGACGUGGCCGAAGUGCUGACGAGCUGGGAAUGGGGCGCGAACAGGCCCGAGUUCAUCGCGUUCGCCGACCGCGCGAUCGCGAUCAUGGACGGCCCGCCGUCAAGGGCCGAGCCCGAGGCUGUGGCCGCCCUGCUGGAGCUGUCGGCGCGCAUGGUGGCGGAGGCGCUGGCGUCCGACAAGUACGAAGGCCGCUGGGCGGGCCUCCUGCGCUGGUACGACGACGAUCUGGUUCGCUGUCCCGAGAAGACGGAGAGGGAUGUGCUGGCGAGGCGGUGCGAGGCGUGUCGGAAUUGGCGGAUAUUAAGGGGUGAUUGUUGCAGGUGUCCUACUUGUGGUGCUGCGAAUACGAGGAAUGAGAUAGUGAAGUUGGAUGACUCGGGGAAAGACGGAAGAUGA
Molecule: messenger RNA, 1896 nt
Organism: Anthostomella pinea
Lineage: Eukaryota; Fungi; Ascomycota; Sordariomycetes; Xylariales; Xylariaceae
Source: the annotation of a GenBank genome assembly